Volvox carteri f. nagariensis is the source of this 2016-nucleotide messenger RNA. RefSeq lists its product as uncharacterized. Bases 1 to 2016 code for a protein of 671 amino acids. Lineage: Eukaryota; Viridiplantae; Chlorophyta; Chlorophyceae; Chlamydomonadales; Volvocaceae. Gene Ontology annotation, molecular function: protein binding. The record is from RefSeq and is a predicted model, not a curated record. The transcript has 11 exons.
AUGGAUUCAACGGAGGGAAGGGCCGAGCAUCUGCCGAUCGAUUUCCUCAGACUACUGUUUGUGCGCCUAUCCGCGCGCGAUCUUUGCGCGUCUGCGUGCACAUGCCGUCUUUGGGACCAGCUAACACAGGAAUGCUGGCGUGAAAAGGUGCUGCGGCGUUGGAAGCAUGGCAGCGCCCGUUGGCGGUCGUUGGUUGAGCGGGGCGAGUGGAAGCAGCUUUACCGAGCGCGUCACCUUCGCGACUGCGCCACUCGCGCUGCAGUACAAGACCUUCCCUGGCCUGUACGACGGGAAGCGGCAUUAGCGGCGCUUGUAGCUGCCGGUGACGAUGCCUUGGACGAGCUACUGGCCGCCGCCGCGGCGGCGGCAGCAGCGCCGAUACCGCCGCCGCCGGCCGUGGCGGCGCUGCGCCCUGAGCCCAGGACGGGGUGUGUGGACCCCGUGCGAAUCGAGAGCGAGGGGCUUAUGCCUUGCAGCUGUGCCGGCGGCAGCGGCGGGGGAGGGAGCGGAGAUCACCGUGAUGGCGCACAACACAACCAUUAUCAUCAGCAGCAGCAACAACAGCAGCAACAGCAGCAUGAACGUCGUCAUCAUCAUCAUCAUUGCAAUUGUGACCUGAAGCCUGCGUGCACUGGGCGACUGCUGGGUCAGCAGUACUGGGUGGAAGUGGCGCUGGCGGCGAUCCGGAAGGGCCAGGCUGCAUGUGUUCUUCAGCGGGUGGCUGGUGACCCGCGGGUCGCUGAGGAGCGGCUGGAGGUGGGGGCGCUGGCCAUCGCCCAGGCGCACUACCCCACAGCCGAUCUAAGCGGCGUUGAGGUGGAGGUGGGGGCGCUGGGGGGGGAGCUUGGGCGGCGGAUGGCGGCGGAGGGGGCUCCCCCGGGGUCUUUGCAGGCCCUCCGCAUCCUCAACAACCUUCUUUUCGGACCGCCACCACCACCACCGCCGCCGCCGCCAUUGUCAUGUACGACAUCACCAACACCGGGCACGACGCCGGCAGCUGCCGCCAAGACUGCCGUACUGGCCAAGCUUGCCGGCACCGACGGCGGACUGGGAUUUCUCGGUUGCGAUGCGGGAGAUUACUACAACCCCGUAAACUCUAUGUUGUGUGACGUGCUGGCCAGACGACGGGGCAUUCCCAUCACCUUGGCACUGCUCCAACUGGCUGUGGCUAGGAGAGGGGGACUUGGAGGGCGAUUAGAGAUCAUCGGACUGCCCGCGCGCGUGGUGACCAGGCGGAAAAUGGCGGGCUUUGGUAUUUCUAUUGAGCGGAGUGACGUGUGCGCCCUGAGCCCGGGUCGGAUGUACGAACGAAUGUGUGCCAAUCUGUACGGCAUUUACCAGAAUGGUAACGACAUGACAUGUGUACGACUAAUCCUGGAGCUGUGUGGUGCCGUGGCGGGCCAGCCGUGUUCACCGCCGCCUCAACCUUUCGAGCAGUCUCCGCAGCCGGGAGCUCCGAACGAGAUACACGCUGCACCGCCACUGGGGCGGACGGCCACGGGGGCUCUUCAAGUGCCUGGAGCUGGAAGUGCGGCAGACGGUACGGAUGAGGAACGGCGGCACCAACUGGUGGCGCACAUAUCCAGGCGGCGGCGGGAGUUGGACGACCGCCGUAGUGCCUGGCAAGCUGACUCAGUGAGCCAGAAGCACCGGCCGCCCGGAGUCUUGUUCCCCGUGGGGACCAUGGUGCAGGAGACGUACGUGGCGCAGGUGAACCUUCAGCUGCUAGUGCCCACGGCGGUGAGGUCGCCGCCGGCUUCAACACUGGGUACGGCAGCGGCGGCGGCGGCGGAGGCGGAGGCAGCAGUGCCGCUGCCGCCGCCGCGCCCUCCAAAGCCGUACGAGCAUCUUGCAGAAGCUGGCGUUACGAUGGUCGCAGUGCCGUACGAUUUCGAGUACCACAGGCAUGAGGCGGUAAUGGGUUUCGCAUUCCGACCGGGCCGUCGGGGCUCCCUCACGCGCGUCGCCUGCUUCAAACUCAAAAGGGAUAGAGGGGACUUAAUAAUAAUAACCUAA